Armigeres subalbatus is the source of this 258-nucleotide messenger RNA. Its product is annotated as histone H4-like. Gene Ontology annotation, biological process: nucleosome assembly. Gene Ontology annotation, cellular component: nucleosome. Gene Ontology annotation, molecular function: DNA binding; structural constituent of chromatin; protein heterodimerization activity. The record is from RefSeq and is a predicted model, not a curated record. The transcript has 2 exons. NCBI's taxonomy places the organism in Eukaryota, Metazoa, Arthropoda, Insecta, Diptera, Culicidae. Bases 1 to 258 code for a protein of 85 amino acids.
AUGACCGGUCGCGGUAAGGGUGGUAAGGGACUCGGCAAAGGAGGCGCCAAACGCCAUCGGAAGGUGUUGCGCGACAACAUCCAGGGCAUCACCAAGCCCGCCAUCCGUCGGCUGGCUCGCCGUGGGGGGGUCAAGCGUAUCUCCGGGCUUAUUUACGAGGAAACCCGCGGUGUGCUAAAACGCAAAACGGUCACCGCCAUGGAUGUCGUCUAUGCUCUGAAGCGCCAGGGACGCACGCUGUAUGGCUUCGGUGGCUGA